AUUCUUAAAACAGAGAAAGAGAAAGAGAUUGAGAGAUGGCCAAACUCGGAGGAAUUACGGAAGUGAAAGGCGCUGCGAACAGCUCAGAGAUGGCCAAAUGCGGAGGAAUUACGGAAGUGAAAGACGCUGAGAACAGCUUAGAGAUGGCAAGCCUCGCUCGAUUUGCCGUUGACGAACACAACAAGAAAGAGAAUGCUUGUCUUGAGUUCAGCAAAGUCGUGAAUGCGAAGCAGCAGGUUGUUGCUGGAAUGAUGUAUUAUAUAACACUGGAAGCAACCAAUGGUGGUCAAAAGAAAGCUUAUGAAGCGAAGGUCUGGGAGAAGUCAUGGAUGAAAUUCAAGGAGUUGCAGGAAUUCAAGCCCAUCGGUGAUGCUCCUUCACACCCUAGUGCUUAGCUAGUAAUGACUUAUGUUCCAUGUGCAAGCAAAGCAUGGUAGGUUCCUUGCUGUAAGUUUAUUUUUAAGGCAUAAACUGAUGUUGUCAGUCAAACUCAGGUGAAGGUUCCAGUUGAAGGAUGCAAAGCUUUGAAGGUUCUGACCCAUUUGAAUGAAUAUUGGGGCUAUAUGUUUCAGUUUUUACUAGUACUGUGUAAUCUUGUUUUCUAUCUGAAACUUUCUGUGUUCUGUAUUAACUUUUAGCCUUGGAUUUGAUGGGAAUUAAGGACCUUUAUGAUAAAUAAAUAAAAUUGCAUGUUUAACAUUGCGAAA
Molecule: messenger RNA, 707 nt
Organism: Camellia sinensis
Lineage: Eukaryota; Viridiplantae; Streptophyta; Magnoliopsida; Ericales; Theaceae
Product: cysteine proteinase inhibitor A
Molecular function (GO): cysteine-type endopeptidase inhibitor activity
Source: RefSeq, a predicted model, not a curated record